Molecule: messenger RNA, 1586 nt
Organism: Amorphotheca resinae ATCC 22711
Lineage: Eukaryota; Fungi; Ascomycota; Leotiomycetes; Helotiales; Amorphothecaceae
Exons: 1
Coding region: 10-1407 (465 amino acids)
Biological process (GO): protein import into peroxisome matrix, docking
Cellular component (GO): cytosol; peroxisomal membrane
Molecular function (GO): protein binding
Source: RefSeq, a predicted model, not a curated record
CAAACUCCUAUGAUGCAACGUCAGCAACAUCGGCUAGCUGACCACAAUGUCCAUCGUCCAGACUCAAGGUGGCCUUCAAGUGUUAAACACACGAGCGGACAGAGCAAUUCCAAGCCUUAUAGGCUCUACGAAAAGGGAUAUGCUUACCUUGCGACCACGAAGUCGCCGAGGCUUCAACCAAACUUUGAAAUCAGAAUGGACCCCCGUCUGAUAACACCACCAGAUCAAACACAGUUUCCUUCUACCGACCUAGAGAAGACAUUUGAAGAUGUUGAUUGGGAUACCUUGUUUUCGUCCGUAGAUUCGGAGACGCAAGCGGUAGGAGUGCAUACAAGCCUGCCAAAUGCACUGAUGGAAGAAAACAGCGUGGAAUUGGACACACUAGUCAACGACGAGAUCAAGUGUCCCAGCGGUCACUGUCUUCCGGCUCAGGAGAUUGAUUUUAUAUUUCAAGAUGGGAAUGUCUUUCAAAAGAGCCCUAGUGCUUUCGAAGAGGGUAUGGAGAUUGUACGUAGCGGUGGCAAACUCUCCCUCGCUGCUCUUGCUUUCGAAUCAGCCUGCCAGACAAACCCGAUGCAUUUCGAAGCCUGGAGAAUGCUUGGUUGUGUACUUUCAGAGUGCGAGAGGGAACCAGCAGCUAUUCAAGCAUUCAAGGAGGCACUCAAGCUCGAGCCUAAAAAUAUUGAUAUCAUGAUGAGACUUGCUGUGUCUUACACAAAUGAGGGAACCUAUAAUUUGGCUUUCCAGUGCCUGGAAGAAUGGCUAAGAAUGAAAUAUCCUCAGAUCCCUAUUCCCGAAAUCGACUCACAAACCGCCGUCCCCAGUCGUUCACAAUUACUUGAUCGAAUCAAAGAACCGUUCAUUCAAGCUGCACGACUUUCUAUGGCAGAGGAAAAUGUGGACCCGGACGUUCAGAUCGGCCUGGGAGUGCUCAUGUUCUCCACAGAGCUUUAUCAAAUGGCAGCAGAUUGCUUCUUCGCUGCCAUUGAGUCUACUGUGCCUGGGACGAUUAAUUAUCAGUCCCAGCUUCACCUCCUUUGGAAUCGCUAUGGAGCUUGUUUGGGGAAUAUCAGGCAGAACGAAAGCGCGGCUAUUCAGGCGUACGAAAUGGCAUUAGCUAUCAAGCCAAAUUAUGUAAAGGCACGGUAUAACCUAGGCGUGCUUUAUUACAAUAUGAACGAGCCCUUGAUGGGGGUUAGGAACAUCUUGGAAGCUCUCCUCGUAUACAGAAAUCCUACAGCAGAAGAAAGAACUGGAGGGUUGGAGGAGAUGGCCUGCAAAAACGAGGAAACGAGCAUAUACGAGGUGUUGAGAAGGUGCUGUUACUCAUUGCGCCGGUGGGAUUUAGCAGAAUCAGUGGGGCCUGGCAUGGAUGUGCAGAUGUUUAAAGCAAAGUUGGAUAUUUGAGUUCUGGUGAGCCGGAAAAGGGAGGGCGCAAAUCAAGGCCACAAUUUAGGAGCCGGAAUCAGUGCAUGUCUAAGCAGGCAGAGAGGUUUGGGGUAAAUAGGCCAUCGAAGGACAAUCAUUCUUCUAAGAUUCCAAGUGCAUCUCCUGUCACCUCUUAUAUAAGGUACAGAGAAAGGUAC